This is a messenger RNA of Emericellopsis atlantica, 4560 nucleotides long. RefSeq lists its product as uncharacterized. Bases 1 to 4560 code for a protein of 1519 amino acids. The record is from RefSeq and is a predicted model, not a curated record. Lineage: Eukaryota; Fungi; Ascomycota; Sordariomycetes; Hypocreales; Bionectriaceae. Gene Ontology annotation, biological process: siRNA processing. Gene Ontology annotation, molecular function: DNA binding; RNA binding; ATP binding. Gene Ontology annotation, cellular component: RISC complex; nucleus; cytoplasm. The transcript has 4 exons.
AUGGAUGCAGGAGAAACAAACAACGUCAACGAGGUGCCACACUCGCCGCCUUCCCAGCCAAACGGCGCCAUAACCACAGAGUCUGGCAAUGCGUCCAGCCACCAAGCUGAUGAUAAUGAAUUGGAUUCAGAUGCCAACUCUGACGAGUCCGGAGAUGAAGACUAUGUCCUGAGACAAAAUCCAGAUCGUCAACCGCGAAUCAGCGAGAGGAAACGUCUCGACGGCCAGGUCUUCGAGUCAUAUGCUCUCCAACGCGAGCGAGAGUCACCGACACAGUGCCAAGCAGAUCUCGACAGGUCUGACAAAGAGCAGAACACUCAAACGUACGAGGGAUACGAUGGUCAAAAGAGGAUUGUCAGCGACCCUCGUGACUAUCAGAAAGAUCUCUACGAACGGGCCAAGCUCAAAAACACAAUCGUGGUGCUGCCUACAGGCACCGGUAAAACCUUGAUUGCGGUGAUGCUGAUUGACCACAUUAUCCAACAAGAGCUCGAGAAUCGCGCGGCUGGCCAGCACCACAAGAUCACAUUCUUCAUCGUGGAGAAGGUCAUCCUUUGCCAACAGCAGUACAGAUGCCUAAAGGACAAUCUUCCAUUUGACAUUGGCAUAUUACAAGGCAAUGACAACAGCAUAGUCAACACCAAGGAGAUAUGGGAGGAGAAGUUUACCAAGCACAUGGCUUUUGUCACGACCGCGCAAGUGCUGCUCGACUGCCUCAACAACGGCUUCAUCAAAAUGUCACGUAUCAAUCUCAUGGUAUUCGACGAAGCCCAUCACACCAAAAAAAGCCACCCCUUCGCCAUGAUCAUCAAGCGCCACUACCGCAGAGAGUUAGACCCUACCCAGCGCCCCAAGAUUAUGGGCUUGACAGCAUCACCUGUUGAUGCAAAGACAAACGACCUCAAGCAGGCCACUGCUGACCUCGAGGACAUGAUGGACAGCGAGAUUGCCACUGUUUCAGACAAACUUCCGUUGAAAGAAGACGUACACACGGCUCUGUGGCUGCAGGUACGCGACCUCGCCGAUGCGGGAGGAAACCAUCUCUUUCGUGACAACCUUGUCGAAGCCGAGGAAAUAUCGUCCACUCUGGGCGCCUGGCCCGCCGACCGCUUCUGGAGCCUGUUGAUGACAGAGCUUGAAGUGGCCAGAGUCGUUGCCCGGACCCAGGGCGAGUUUGAGACUGCCUCGAUUCAAGUGGCAGAUCGUGCUACCGAGACAGUUUACCAAGUCCAGCAACUUGUAAGCCAGCAUGACCUGGGCAGCAUCGAAAGGUCCCAGCCACAUCUGUCUCCGAAGGUCGGGGCCCUUCUUGCUACUUUGAAGCACGAGUUCUGCUCUCAGUGCACUCGAAGAUGUAUCGUUUUUGUGCAAAAGCGGUCGACAGCGGUCAUGUUAGCAGAUCUACUUGAACAGCCGGGGGUCAAGGUGCUGGGUAUACGCCCAGGUUUCCUCGUCGGUCGACAAAGAACAUUCUUCAACAUCGCCAACGUCACCGAAUACCAACAGCAGUGCGUCCUGCAGGCUUUCAAGGACGGCGAAACAAAUUGUUUAUUUGCAACCACAGUCGCUGAAGAAGGGAUUGAUAUCCCAGCCUGUGACCUGGUCAUCCGUUUCGAUAUGCACCAAUCUGCCAUUCAGUACAUACAAUCCCGCGGCCGAGCGCGCCAGAAGAGUUCGCGGUUUAUCGCCAUGGUCCAAGAGAACCAUACCUCCGACUUGCACUUACUGAAACAAGCUGUGCAGGACGCACGCUUGCUGCAGCAUUUCUGCAUGUCCUUGCCAGAAGACCGCAAAGUACAAGACAUGAUUAUUGAUGCCAAGACAGCGGCCGAAGCUGAGCUUGCAGCACAAAAGGCAUAUGAAAUAGGAGACGCUCGUUUGAGUUACGAUAACAGCCAGGAAGUCUUGGCCAGGUACGUUGCCUGUGUCGAUCCUCGCGGCACAGCCAAGCCGGAGUUUAACAUGUCUGUGGAUGGCCAGCGAUUCUGCGCCGAGGUGAUACUUCCAGAUCCAUCGCCCGUCAAGUUUGUCUCUGGUCAUCCGCAGCAAAGCAAAAAGUUGGCACGCGGCUCGGCGGCCUACGAGGCAUGUGUGCUGCUGCACAGCAAGGAUCAUUUGGACACCAACCUGCAGCCCACUUUGGUCAGGAAGCUCCCUGCGAUGAGGAACGCCCGGCUCGCGGUCAGUGAGAACAAGAAAAAAGAGUACGGAGUCCGACUGAAACCUGCUAUCUGGGCAAAGGUUGGCCCUAUUACUAAUCUGUGGCCCGCAACUUUCCUCCUCGCCAAACCAGAGGCUUACAGCGAGACGGUGACUCCUAUGGUCAUACUGUCUCGUGAAAAGUUACCUCCAACGCCGAAGAUUGCUCUUCAUUUCGGCCAUGGUCGGUCAUCGUUGGUCAAUGUGGUCCCUGCUUCGGUCCCCCUGCGCCUCCCCGCUGAAAAGAUUGAUAUGUUGUACCAAUUCACGUUAAGGCUUUUCAACGACAUCUUCAGCAAGACAUAUGCUGCUGGCAAGGACAAUUUCCCUUUUCUGUUCGCACCAGCACUUCUACCUCAAGAGGGAGUGACAGCAGACAAUUGUUGUGACAUCGACUGGCCAGCCGUCGACACGGUCACGAGCCAGCCUUGUCUUGCAUGGGAGAACCAAGCCCCUGACUUUUUCGAGAACAAGUUCGUCUUCGAUCCGCUCACCGGAUCUCGCAAGUUUAUCAUACAUGGACUUAAUAGCAGCCUUCAGCCAGAUUCUCUCGUUCCUGAGGACGCAGCCCCUUACAACUUAACAGCCUACAAGGCUGUUACACCAGACAUCCAGCAGUAUAGCAACAGCUUCUUCAGAAAGAGGCGCCAGAACGCCACCUGGCGGCAAGAUCAGCCAGUCGUCAAUGCGGAGGUUCUGAGCAUGCAAAGAAAUUAUCUGGAUCCUUUUUCUGGCAAUGAUGCGGCCAAUUCCAAAUGCUACCUCAUCCUUGAGCCGCUGCAAGUCUCGACCCUCCCCGUUGGCAUUGUACGCAUGGCUGCCUUGCUUCCCGCCAUCUUUCACAGGAUCAACUCCUGUCUCAUCGCGCUGGACGGCUGCGCGAUGCUCGGUCUUGACCUUCCCCCUGAUCUUGCCUUGGAAGCCUUCACGAAGACGAGCGACGAGGUGGAGGGCACGCUCAGCGCAGACGGGGGCAGCAACUACGAACGUUUGGAGUUCCUUGGAGACACAUUUCUGAAAAUGGCCACGACGAUCUCCAUCUUCACUCUUCUGCCCGAGGGUAACGAGUUUGAGUACCAUGUAGAAAGGAUGGUCCUCAUUGCCAACCAAAACCUUUUCAACCGAGCAGUUAACCGUGGACUUCCGGAAUAUGUCCGCGCAAAAGGGUAUAAUCGUCGAGCUUGGUAUCCCGAUCUGCCUCUGGCCAAAGGCAAGGUCCUGGCCCACGAAUCCGAGCAACGACAACAGCUAUCGCAGAAAACGAUUGCCGACGUCUGUGAAGCUAUCAUUGGCGCCGCGUACCUCGCAGGAUCUCGCACAAACAUGGAUCUGGCCGUCAAGGCGGUCAGAAAGAUGGUGAAGAGCGCGAAUCACCCAAUGAAGUCCUUCAAGAAGUACUACGCUCACUACCAGACACCAUCCUGGCUUCAGAAUGAGCGUGUGACGGAGGCGCAGAAACUUGCUGUGCAGACCGUCAAGAGCCACAUCGGCUACGAGUUCACCUCGCCAGCGCUGUUGCAGAGUGCCUUCACACACACCUCGUACACAUACGAGAAAGCCAUUCCCGACUAUCAACGUCUCGAGUUUCUCGGCGAUGCAUUGCUGGACAUGGUUAUUGUGGACUACCUCUAUCGCACCUUUCCCGAAGCCGACCCCCAGUGGCUGACAGAGCACAAGGGUGCCAUGGUGUCGAAUCAGUUCUUGUCUUGUCUCUGCGUCCAGCUCCAGCUUCACAAGCACCUCCGUAUUACUACCUCGUCCCUGAUCAGCCAACGAGCCGAGUACGCGGCAAGUCUCGAGAGAGCGAGAAACGUGGCGGAACAAGAGGCCAGCAACGGGACCAAGCUUCGAAUGGACUACUGGAGGAACACCCUCACACCGAACAAAGCAUUGGCCGACGUACUCGAGGCCGUUGUUGGUGCCAUGUUUGUGGACUCAAAGUACAAUCUUGAUGUCGUGCGGCGCUUCUUUGACAUGCACAUCCAGCCGUUCUUUGAGGACAUGUCCAUCUACGACACGUUUGCCUCGAGUCAUCCCGUGAGUCUACUCGCAAAGAAGAUGCAGAUGGAGUUUGAGUGCAGAGAUUGGCGUCUUCUUGUCAAACUGGUCCCCUGUCCCCUCAGCCAAGGCAUCCAGGCGAUUACACAAGACGAUGUGCUGUGCGGUUUAAUGGUGCACGGGCAAGUUGUCGAAGACGCCAAGGCCAAGGCCAGCAAGGACGCCAAAGCGGCCUGCGCUGAGAAGGCGCUCGGUACCUUUCUCACGAUGAAGCUGGCGGACUUUAGGGAGAGGAUGGGAUGCGACUGUGGUCAGGACAAUGGCAGCGAGGAUCUUGAGAAUGCACACGGAACGGCAAUCUAG